Messenger RNA from Uranotaenia lowii, 1123 nucleotides. RefSeq names its product CLIP domain-containing serine protease B15-like. NCBI's taxonomy places the organism in Eukaryota, Metazoa, Arthropoda, Insecta, Diptera, Culicidae. The record is from RefSeq and is a predicted model, not a curated record. Bases 40 to 1098 code for a protein of 352 amino acids. The transcript is spliced from 4 exons. Gene Ontology annotation, biological process: proteolysis. Gene Ontology annotation, molecular function: serine-type endopeptidase activity.
UUGUAUUGUUAGUAGCUGUGAAGACGGCAAACGGCCAGGAUGUUAGUAGGACUGAUCUCAAUUGCUCUAGGAGCUUCGCUCGUUGCUGGUUUGAAAUUGAACGAUCCGUGUGUGACGCCUUUGAAAGUUUCCGGACGGUGUGUUCCAACGCGAGAGUGUGAUUACGCAACUAGAAUUUUGGAAAAUCCUAUUGUAACCAAGGCACAACACCGCUUGUUACGCGACAGCGUCUGUGGACAGAUUCCGGGAAAACCGCGAAAAAUUCCCUUGAUUUGCUGCCCGAAUCAAUUGAAUCCGGUGACAUGUGGAUCAAUUUCAACCGCUAGUCGAAUUGUUGGUGGAGAACCCACGGAACUGGAAGAUCAUCCGUGGAACGCAGUUAUCCUCUAUGAGCGCCGCGGAAAAGCAAUUCCAAACUGUGGCGCAAGUUUGAUAAGUCAACGUUACGUUCUGACGGCGGCUCACUGCGUAGUGGGACUUUCGUCUAAGCAGAAAUUGUAUCAAAUUCGCCUCAGCGAAUGGGACACAUCAAGCCAAUCCAACUGCACCGAGGUGGAGGAAGAGGAAAUCUGUCGUCAAAAUUUCGAAAUCGAACAAGUCAUCCCGCAUCCGGGAUAUUCGACACGUAACAAUAAGGUAGUCAACGACAUUGCUUUAAUUCGACUGAGCACGGACGUGGAAUUUACCAAAUUUGCAAAACCAAUCUGCUUGCCCUUGGAUCAGGAGAUCGGCGAGAGGCCGAUUGAAGGCGAACACUUAACCGUUAUCGGUCGAGGAUUAACAGAAAAUCAAAACUCAAGCAAUUUUUUGAGAAGCGUCGAGCUCAUGGGGCAAUCACACGAGCAAUGUAACAAAAAUCUGGCCAGAAUAAAUGUGGCCCUCGAGGAGACGCAGCUUUGUGUCGGUGGAGAGGAGGGGAAAGAUUCCUGCAAGGGCGACUCCGGAGGUCCCCUGAUGCGAUUUGUCAACGGCAUCUGGUUCCAGGUGGGAGUCGUUAGCUAUGGCUUCAAGUUCUGCGGUACCGAGGGCGUGCCGGGUAUUUAUACAAAUGUGGUGAAAUAUCUUGACUGGAUCAAGGAGGUUGUGGGCGAUAAAUAGGUGAAUUUAAUGUGAAUUAUUAAAA